This is a messenger RNA of Capsaspora owczarzaki ATCC 30864, 9066 nucleotides long. RefSeq lists its product as hypothetical. The transcript has 2 exons. Bases 111 to 8900 code for a protein of 2929 amino acids. The record is from RefSeq and is a predicted model, not a curated record. Lineage: Eukaryota; Filasterea; Ministeriida; Capsasporidae.
CGGAAUUGUCAGCACCGAAAGCCUUUCUCAAAGAAGACGCUGACGCCGCAUUUUUUGGCCGCGACCCUCUCGCCAGCGACCAGCACGGCCGUGUUGAAGCACCCUCUCCAAUGGGCAGUUUUGUCGACGAGCUUUUGGUGCUGCUGCGCGGUGCUGUCGAGGCGCUUGCCUCAAGCAUUCGCGAACGCCGCUCGGACGACGUUUCUGCCACCACGGUGAGCGAGGCGCAUCACAAUAACGCUACCGCCGACAUGACUCCAUUCGGGGCUCGUGCCGCCAACGCUCCUUCGCUCCCUGCGACCACGGCCCUGUUUGUAGAGCUGCCAUUCGUCAUGGUGUCUGUCAUUCUCAAGCUUGGUUGCUAUCUUGUGCGGGCGUCGGCUGCCGGACCGGCAAUCUUUGCCUCGUCCAUGGCCAACUGGCAAGAAGCUUGUUGCAGCGUUCUGGCGCUUUCGCAUCUCGACGCGCCCGUCAUCAACGCGACCGAACUCUUGCGGCUGCUUUGCGGCUCGGACGAAGACUUUUCGAGUGUGUUUGAGGGGUACAUGUACUCGCGCCUGUUGAGCAAGAUUUCGACCUCCCCUGUCUUUGUCUCCGCAACUCGUACGAAUCUUGCCAACCAGUCGUCGCAGCUGGUCGCUUCGCUUGCCAUGACGAAUGGCGCUUGGACAUAUGAUGAUUACUUGGCCGUUUCCGACAAUCUCGCCCGCAUUCGCUUGUUGGCCACCUCCAGCCCUUCGUCCUGGCAGGCCUACUGUGUCGCAAACCCCUCCACUCUUGCGCACCUCUUCCAGAGCGUCUUUGGUCUGCCUGAAGGCAUUGCACUUGAUGUUCUUGAACUGAUUUCUCUUGCAUUCGAGAAGGCGGUCGAGGAAGACGCUGCGAGCCCUACGCCGUCCGCCGCCACAAAGCCCGCUGCCAAAGCCGAUGCGCCCAAUGCUUCCACCACCACCACGGCCGCCCCGAACGGCGGCUUUUCCUUCGCGAACAACAUUUCUCCAGCAAAUGGUGGUUUCCGUUUCGGGGAGUUCCCGCCCAUCAACUUUGGCUUUGUUUCUUCCGGUGAUGGCGCCUCCUCCUCCUCCUCGAGCACUGCUGCUCCUCCGGCUGCUCGUAAUAAUGGGUUUGGAUCCUUUGGGCUUGGACUCUUUGGCUUGUCCCAGCCCCAAGCCGCUGCCGCUGCUGCUGCUGCCACGCCCAAAGAAGGACGUUCCACUGCUGCUGGCAAAGGCAACCAGUCAUCCAGCCAACCAAAACCCGGCGACGGCGCUAGUGCUGACAUUCCCUUCUUGCAUCUUUUCGAAUUUGUCACGUUGCUGCAUGAGAGCGGCAGUGCGAUUCGUACUGCUCUGGAACUCUUGCAUGCUUCCCGCGCAAUCAGCAAGGCUGGGCGACAGUCGGCGCGAUCGCAGUCCAAGCGCCCCGCGGCAGAUGGUGCUCCCAGCUCUUCUUCAGAUGCAACAGAAUCCCAAGCCACCACCACCACUGCUUUGCGGAAAGUCACUGCGCCUGCUUCGCUUGCCUCUCUGUUGGACAACUUUUUGCUCGCUCCAGAGGCGCCCAUCACUCCUCUCCAACACCCAGAGAGCGAUGGAUUGGUCGCGUCCGACCGCCGGGCGUUUGGCCUCGGCACGUUCUUGCGCCGCUUCUUGUUGAGCGACGCGUCCCAACCACUCCGCAGCCGUGCCAACAAGCUGGUCAUGGCUGCGUGGCAGUGCGCAACCACAGCUCAGCAGCAACGCAUUCUGCUGGCGUUGUGGGAAUCUUGGCCAGUUCUCGCCAACUUUGGUCGCUCUGGUGCAGAGUUUGUUCGACUCAUUGAGCUGGCCAUCGACGAGACCGACUGGAGCUCGAUGGAUGCCUCGACGCUCACGCGAAUGGCGCAUGUCUUUUCCGACUGUCUUCACGAGCAAAACCUGGCCAUGCAACAGCAUCCAAACGCCUUCAUCUAUGCAAACCUCGAGCAGCUGGUCGAUGUGGACGGCUACUAUCUGGAGAGCAGUCCCUGCCUGCGAUGCAACGACUCUGAGCUGCCCGUUGCGAAUUUGAAGCUCUCCAAUCUGCGAGCGGAAGCCAAGUUCACAGACAGCACGCACAUGGUCAAAUUGGUGUCUGCCUUGUCCAUCCAGGGCAUUACCAUUCACAUUUCCGACGUCAAGCCCGGCCGGAUGAUCAAGACCAUCAAGCUGUACAGCAACACCAAGACUGUCAGUGAAAUUGGCGCGCUCAAGAACAAGUGGCAGCUUUGGAAGCGCAUUUCGACUGUGCACCUCAAACCCAACCAAAAGGAGGCGCACAUUGACUUCCCGUUGCCCGUUCUGGCUCGCAACUUUUUGAUCGAGUACGCCGAUUUUUACGAAUCCGCCGGCAGCUCGGAGCGGCUCAUGUGCCCUCGCUGCCACCGCGUUGUCACAGAUCGCCACGGCCAUUGCUCAAACUGCGGCGAGAACGCAAACCAGUGCCGCGAGUGCCGCAACAUCAACUAUGAAAACCUGCGCGCCUUCCUUUGCAACGAGUGUGGCGCGUGCCAGUAUGGCCGGUUUGAUUUUGUGUUUGAGGCGCGCAAGUGCACGGUGGCCGACCCCGUCGAGACAGAAGACGACCAGAAACGCACGCUGGCGUCUAUGGAGCGUGUUAUGGAGUCUGCACACACGUCCUACCAGCAGCUGCUCGCUCUGAAAAGCCAUGUCGUCAAGGCUCUCAUUACGCGGGAUGGUUCUUCGUCGUCUUCGUCGUCCUCGUCCGCGACAACAGCGAACGGCGAAGCAUCUAAUGCUAAUCUCGCCACCAGCGUGUUUGGCGGAAAUGCAUCCAACACGUCUGGCGGCGCCAACACUUUCAGCUUUGGCUCCUUGUUUGGCAACAACGAUGCGUCUUCGUCGAACAAUGCUGGAAACGGCGGCAACGCUGGAUUUGGUCUGUUUUCGGGCCUGCGCGGUGGCGCCACUACCACUUUCUCGUUCGGAGGCGGCGAUGCCUCGCAUGCGUUUGGAACCAGCUCGAGCUCGGGCAACGUGCAUCCCGUCAUUGCCCAGGUUGCCACUCUCUAUGGACGCCAGUGCAAGACCGUGUUUGAGUCGCUCGUCACCUCUGUCAAAGAGUUGCAGCUGCACCGACGUGAACUCUUGUUGUACAAUGCCGCAAAGCAAAAGCCCGUCUCGGUCGGUGAAGGUGCCAAUGCAGUCGCCCCUGCCUCUGCAGCCAUCAUCAACGGACUCGGCAAUCCAUUUGAAGCGAGCAUGUCGUUGCUGUUGGCCGACCCUCCGUCCGGUAGUAGUAGUAGCACGGCGCUGGCUGCUGCAAGAGCAACCAAUCUGUCCUCCGUCCAACAGCAGCAGCAGCAGCAGCAGCAGCAGCAGCAGCAGCACUGUUGCUUUGGGUGCGCCAAGUCCUUCCUUUCGUUGGCCCUGCAAGUGUUUGCCAAGCUUGCCGACUCGAAGGAAUUGCGUCCGCAUCUGGGCACCCAUCUCAUUGACGAGCUCUUUGUCAAAAACCUCACGUCGGGCUCGCCGGCCAUGCGCCAGUCGACGCGCGUUGCGCUUUGCCGACUCGUGCAGCAAAACAAGCCUGCUUCCGAUCGCUUGGUCGAGCUCUUGCGCGAACGAUUCCUGACUGUGCUUGCCAGCAUCAAGAGCGGCGGUGGCUCUGCCGUCUCGAUUCAGGAUGAAAUGGCGCUCAUCUCCGACCUGUGCUUGCUGGAUGACACCCUGUGGGAGUCGAGGCUUUCGCUCACCGUGGAUCUCUUCUUCCACGUCAUGCGUACUUCCAUGGCACCUGCCGUGAUUGAACAAAUGAUUCUGCCCUGCAUGCGUGUCAUCACGCACGUUUGCAGCUCGGCGGAGGCCGUUCAACUGCAGCUGGCCCGUCAGCAGCAGGAAGAGAAGGAGUCUGUGGCUGCUCUGCAAGCGGCCACUGCUGCUUCUGCCCGCGCACAGGCCUCGUCAUCGUCCUCCUCGUCAGGCCGUCGAGGACAGCACAACCAUCUGCGCCGGCGCGGUGGUCGUCGAGGUCGAUUUGGACGUCGCGGUGAGCUUUCCAGUCGUCAGCAACACAUUGACCACAGCGGUGGUGACGAAGAGGAAGAGGAAGAGGACGACCAUGAAGCCGAUGAAUACGCCGACGAUGACGACGCCCAUGCGGCCGAGGAAGACCAUGAUGAUGAGGAUGACGACGACGACGACAAUGACGACGACGAUGACGAGGAUGACGACGACGCCAUGCUGGAUGAAUUUGCCGAAGACGAUCUCCAGCAGUCGGAUUGGCGCAAUGAAAACCAGCCGCCCGUCGAGCACGUUUUGGAGGAGGUUCACGACCUUCCGGACGACCACAUCCCCGGAUACUCUUCGCUCAGUGAAGAAGAAGAAGAGGGUGAGGACGCCCACAUGUUCCACGACGAUGCUCAGGAAGACUGGGACGACGUGCCUGCCGACGGAGAUGAUGACGAGCAGGACGAAGAGGCCCAGUUUGCGGCGGCCAUGGCUGCAGCCACGCGCGCGUCUCUUCGCGAAGCUCGCCGUGCAAUCGAGAGCUCGAACGCGACCCUUGCGGAACUUCGCGCUGCCUCCCCCGCCAACACCGCCGCCGCAGCACCCGCAAACACGAGUGCCAACCCCGUCGUGCCGUCUGUCCGGUCGCAGACCCUGCCGAAACCUGCUGAAAAGAAAGGCGUGGAGCCUGCCCGUGCUACUCGUCGCGCAACGUUUGUGCUCGCGCACCCUGGGUGGCAUGCCGUCGCCUCUGCGCUCUCCAUUCGGGCUUGCGUGCGCCUCGCCGCCGGCUCGGACGACAAGGCUGUGGCCCCUGCGGCCCAGCCCUUGGUGCGCUAUGCGUUUGCGGUGUGGAAACAAUCGGCCGCGCAACCACAUGGCUCUGAUGCGCGAGUGUCGAAUUGGCUCGCGCAGCUGCUGUUUGCCGAGUCUUCCCUCACGACGCGGCAGUUGACGUGCGAUUUGCUCGAAGCCCUGAUCAAUCCCGACUCUGCCAAGCGGCCGUUUGCGCUGCUUGAUCUUCUCGUGCGCUUUGCGCCGUUGGUUGCCGGCAAGGGCGAGGCUGCGACCCAGGUCCUGACGUUGCUGCAGCGGCUCACAGCCAGCAGCGAAGCAAAGCUGUACCUGGCCGCCAGGGGCUUUGUCGCCACGCUGCUCACGCUUGUCAAGCAGGAAGUCCAUCGCCUGCUUCGCGCCGAGUCCAACACCGCCGCGUCGCUCAACGUGAGCGAAGGCUCCGUGCUGCGCGCCGUUGUGGCCAUGCUGGUCGACUUUUUGAGCGUUUCCAACAUCCAGCAGCGCUUCAAGGCCGACAACCAUGUCGGCAGCGUGCUUGACUGCUAUCUCAGUCUGCGCCGCUUGUUUUCGACGCGGACCAAGCUCGUCGAUGACUGCGAGCGCAUGGUCUUGGAUAUUCUGAACAAGCUCACAACUGGCUCUGACACUGAGACGCGCGCAUUCAUUGCUGCCUGCAUCAAGUCGCUCGAUGCCAGCGUGGACGAGCAAACCAAGCGGUUUAUUCUGGAGCAGAUUGUCAACAUUGUCGCGCCCGCGCCGAAAGUCCCCGUCUUCCAGGUUCAACUCUUCAAGAUGCAAUCGCAAGAGGAGUUUAUUCGUGGAAACAUGUCCAAAAACCCGUACUCGUCCACGGUCUUGGGUGAGACGAUGCGUGACGUCAAGAACAAGAUUUGCACCGAUCUCGAAAUGUUUGGCUUGAUUGAGGACGAUUUCGGCAUGGAGCUCUUGGUUGGUGGCAAGAUUGUCAAGCUCGACCUGCUUGUGGCUGACGUCUAUGAGCAUUUGUGGAAGAAGCGUAUUCUCGCUGCUCGAGCCUCCUCGUCGCGCGAGGACGAUCCCAGUUUGCUCGCCCCUGGCGGUCGGAUUGGCCGUCGACAGGCGCGUGCCACCCAACAAGCAGCAGCAACAGCAGCCGUCGCUGCUAGCGGGUCGGACGCCAACUCGUCGUCAUCUGCGGACGCGUCCAUCCCUGCCAUGAAUGUGUUUUACCGGCUCCAAGGUCUGGACGGCGAAGCCACGGAAGACAUUGUCGAGUCGUUUGACAGCAAGACCGACAAUGUUGUCGACCCUGAGCAACUGUACAGCAUCACUGCCGUCAUGCCCGAAUGCAACGGCCUCCAGGUUUUGCUGCGGCAGAUUGCCUCUGUGCCUGAUUUUGUUCGGUUCAAGGAACUUGGCCAGCUUGCGAUCAAGUUGCUCAACUGCUGCAUGAUUCGAGUCAACCGCACAGUGCUGGUUGCCAAUGACGCAGGUGCCCAUACCAUUAACAUUCUGCUGCGUGCGUUGAUGCGAGCCUUCCGCCAACGCGUGGAUGAUAUCGCCGAGGGCCUCUUGUCCGCCAUUGCCAGCGUUGCUGAAGAAGCCAGCGCGAUCGAUGCUGCUGCUGCUGCUGCUACUGCCGCUGCCGCCGCCGCCGCCGACCAACCAAGCUUGUCUGCGUCACCCGUGCUAUCCGAGUCGUCCUCGAGUAGAAAUGGCCUGGACACAGCGACCACCUCCAACAGCGACCCGUCGGUCGCUUCCGAUACUUCCCAGAUAGUCUUGUUCCUGGAGAAACUGGCCUCGCCGUUCGUCAAGUCCAACCCCCGCAUUCUUGCCGCGAUGGCUCGCAUUCUGUCCUUCCUUCCGUACGGCGAUGAGGACAAGAUGCGAGCUCUCAUGGACCACUUUGAUGUGUAUCUCGACUUGACGCAGAAUGACGCCAUUGUUCGCGGCACCCUGCCACCCACUGUUGCUGUUACUGCUGCUGCUGCUGCUGGCGCCUCGACGGAGGGUGACUCUGGCGAGUCUGCCUCGACCGUGUUGGCGCCGUCGAUGACUGCCGAGGAUGUGCAGCUGCAAGUGUCGUGCUUCCACCAGCUGGUGGCUGCCAUCAAGAACGACGCCAACGGCAUCAAGCUCAAAGACUACAUUGUCAAGCGCGGCGUUGUCAAGAAGGCCGUGUCGUAUCUUCAAAGCCAUCUGCCCGAGCUGCCUGCAGGUGCAACGUCGCUCGCUGUGGCCGCGCCCACCGUCACUGCCCUGUCUGCUGCGGCGGUCGCUGCGGCCGACGCGGGCCCCUCGGGUUUGUCGGCUGGCGGUGAAGCCCACGCCGGCGCGGUGUGGGUGGACUAUCUCACCCGCCCAAUGCUGCCUGUGGCUCUGCGUGUGCUCACCGGUCUUGUUCGAGGCGGUCACUCGGCGUCGUCGCGCAUGCUUGUGGAAGAAGAGCAGGCUCUUUCGCUCGUCCACGGUCUCGAGCAUGUGUCGUCUGCCGAGAAGAUUGGCUCGAUCGCUGAAGCCCUGCUCGAGGCCGUCGUCGCAGGAAACGCUGCAGGGGCUGGAGAUGUCGUGCAGACAUUGCGCAAGGCGACUGCGGACGACAAGCGCAAGCUCGCCCAAGCCAAGCGCGACAAGAUGCUGGGCUCGCUUGGCUUCAAGUUGAAUGACAAGGGCAAAGGCAGUGCCAUCAUCACCACCUCGGCCAGCGGCACCAUGCUGCAAGACCUGGAGCAGCUCAAAGACACGAAAGGCCCCGUGUGCAUGAUUUGCCGUGAAGGCUACGACUUUAAGGACGACGACCCUCUCGGUGUGUAUGCAUUUGCCAAGAGCGUUGCGCUCGAGGGCGAGUCGCGCCUGGGCCGGCGUGAGCACGGCUACUCGACCGUGACGCAUUUCAACGGCAUUCACGUGUCCUGCCAUCGCGAGGCCGUGCGUGCAGACCGGUCGGCACGCCACGCCAAGAACGAAUGGGAGGGAUCGACGGUGCGCAACGAGUCCAAGUGCAACUGCAUUUAUCCGAUUCGCGGUCCGGGCGUGAGCACGGACGUGUAUGCGGGCAUGGUCGAUCGCCUGUUUGGCAACUGCACUCCCCUUGGCCGCAUUGAUUCAGAGCGCUACAGGAUUGUGUGUCACGACAUGGUCCAGUUGCUGUUGCGCUAUGCGUACAAGCUGUCCUUUAGCGCCGACAGCCAAGGAGGUGGUCCGAGCAGCAACAUUCAGCUGCUCCCGAUUCAACUGCAGCUAGCCACCUAUGCCAUCGACACGAAGAGCACGCAACGCGUUGCCGCCACCACUGUGCUGUCCCAAUUCCUCAACGACGAGCCGUCCACCUGGCCGAAAUCUGUCUGCGCUGUGGAUGGUCUUUGCUACAUGCUUGUGCUCUCGCUUGUUCUGCAGACCGAGUCCGAAUGGCAAGCGGUGCGCCUGGCCUUUUUGAAGCGAUCGUUGCUGCUCGGCUCGAUUCGGCACAAGCAGCGGGCAACCAGUCCCAGCGGCGCUGCGCAGCAGCCUUCUGGAUCUGCCGCCUCGCAGACUGCUCGAAAUGGCUCGGCCUCCUCGGCACGCGAUGUCAGUCAUGACGACGAUGGCAUUGACGAUGACGACGACGACGACGAGUACGAGUCAGCCAGCGAUAUGGAUGACGAUGAAGCAUCGGAUGCCGCUGCCGCUGCUGCUGCCGUUCGCGAUGCCGCUGAGGACGACAAUGAUGACGAUGGUGGGCUGUCGCUGGCAGCGCGCCAAAGCAACGGCGCCGGUGCGUCGACAUCCGGUGCAUCAACGUCCCGUCCUCAAGACUCGCAGGAGAAGGAUGGCGAGCCAGCCAGCUCGUUUGUGGUCUUUUAUCGACCGCUGCUCGUCUUUUUGGCGAUGGUCGAUCGCUUGCAAUCCGUCAUGAAGCGCAACCUGCUGUCCGAUGGCGAUUCUCGACCAGUCACGCUUGCGGUGCAUGAGCGAAUUCAGCGAAACGGCCACAUGAUUCAUGAUGAGAUGGAAAAGCUGUUCGAGUUUUAUGAAUCCCUCAUCGAGUGUGAAUCGUUUGACGAGUUUUGUGACGUUGCUGAAUGGCUCUCCAUGCUCGAGUCUGCGGGUGAAUCUUGCGAGGAACUUUACGCCACGUAUGACUCCACCGCGUAAAACACGGUUUGUUUCAUUUUACACCUCUAAAAAUGUUCAUUGUUGUACUUGUAUGAUUGUGUGUGUCUGUUUGUGUAUGUUUGUGUGUGUAUUGCAGUCUGUCCUUGAUGUUCUUGUACUUGUAGUUUGUUGUUUGUGAGUACAGUGUUUACCUGAUGAAUGCGAC